Messenger RNA from Rubroshorea leprosula, 723 nucleotides. The record is from the annotation of a GenBank genome assembly. Lineage: Eukaryota; Viridiplantae; Streptophyta; Magnoliopsida; Malvales; Dipterocarpaceae.
CCCUUCCUUAAAACUUUCUUUUUCUUUCUCUUUCUCUGCAGCCAACCAGGAGAUGGAAUUCUCUAACAACAAAGCCAGAGUCUUUUUGACAACACAAUUCCUCUGUUUUCUUCUUCCUCUCUGUUUUUCCUCUUCUUCAAUUCAUGACCUACUUGUUUCCAGAGGGUUACCAGCAGGUCUUCUCCCAAGGGAAGUGAAGUCCUACACGCUGUCAGAAAAUGGGACACUGGAGGUUUUCCUUGAUGCACCAUGCCUGACCAAAUUUGAGAACAGGGUUUUCUUUGACAGUGUGGUUAGGGCUAACCUCACCUAUGGUAGCCUCAUGGGAGUUGUGGGUUUGAUCCAGGAAGAGCUCUUCCUCUGGCUCCCUGUUAAGGACAUCAUUGUUGAUGACCCCAAAUCUGGUCUAAUUCUGUUUGACAUUGGUGUUGCCCACAAACAGCUCUCUUUAUCCCUCUUUGAAGAUCCUCCCAGUUGCAAACCUCAAGGGAUACUGAGGAAUCAUGUGAGGAAGGAGAAGGUUUUGAGGGACUGAGAUAGAAGAUGCCAAGGCAGUUUCAAGUUUGUUUUUUUUCCCUAAUAUGUGUAAUGGUAAAUAGUUUCUAAUUAUAGUUAAAAUAGAAUUAAUUAAGUAAUGCAGGUCUUAUAUAUGUCGCUAGGAGAAGAGCUGGUGUAACCUGUAAAUCCUGGAAUCCAAUAUCCUAAUAUAUAAUUAGAUAAUUC